Messenger RNA from Dioscorea cayenensis subsp. rotundata (Guinea yam), 1293 nucleotides. Its product is annotated as E3 ubiquitin-protein ligase SINA-like 5. Gene Ontology annotation, molecular function: zinc ion binding. NCBI's taxonomy places the organism in Eukaryota, Viridiplantae, Streptophyta, Magnoliopsida, Dioscoreales, Dioscoreaceae. The transcript has 3 exons. The coding region runs from base 8 to 838 and encodes 276 amino acids. The record is from RefSeq and is a predicted model, not a curated record.
CGCAUCAAUGGCGACGCCCUCCAUCAGCGCCAAAAAAAGGAAGAAGGUGACCGAAACCGCAGAGAAGGAUCCGAACCACAAGGAGGAGGAGGAGGAGGAGGAGGAGGAGGAGAGUGAGGAGGUAUCUAGAGAUUCCGAGGAAGAAGAAGAAGAGGAGGAGGAGGAGGAGGAGGAGGAGAGUGAGGAGGUAUCCAAAGAUUACACGGCAUCGAAUGGAAGCCGAAUUCUUGUUGAAAUUGAGUCUGAUGUCCUCAACUGCCCCAUUUGUUUUGGGGCUUUAUUGCCUCCUAUACAUCAGUGCUCAAAUGGUCAUGUGGUGUGUUCAGCAUGCUGUGUUCGUCUUACUGGCAAAUGUGCAUUCUGUUCUCAAUUCAUGGGUCUCAUACGCUGUCUGGCGCUUGAAAAAGUACUUGAAUCAAUAAAAUUAAAGUGCCGAAAUGCCAACUAUGGAUGUUGGGCAAUGCCAUCCUAUUUACACAAAGAAGAACACCAUGAAUCAUGCAUAUACACACCAUGCUCCUGCCCCGUGCCAUCUUGCUCAUUCCAAUGCUCCAUGAAUAAUCUAUCCCAGCAUUUCACCGAUAACCAUAAGAAUUCUGCAGUUGAAUUCAGUUACAGACGCCAUUUCAGUGUUCCUAUUCCUGAUGAGGAAUUUCUGAUUCUAAUCUCUCAAGAAAAAAGUCUGUUUCUACUGUUGGUUAAUUGUGAUGUAGUUGCAGGGAAGACACUCUCAAUUAUUUGCAUUUGUCCGGCUACUGAAGAUAAUAAAUUCAUGUAUGAGCUUUCAGUUGAAGCGCAUCCGACUCAUCUUAAGCUGAAAUCAUCUGGAGAGAAAUGACUUAUGAAUGGAAGGGUGUUUAUCCUAAAAUUGUUCUCUUUGUUCCUGACGGUUUAUGUUCUGGCAAGACCAAUGUCGAUUUGUUUAUACAGAAAGUCAAACGAUUUCGAAGCUAGGUGAUUGACUACUGAAUUGCAGAGAAGCUGAGCUGAAACACUGUGGAUGAUUCUGUGUUUUUGCUGUGUUUUGUUAAUUAAAUAUAUAUAUAUAUAUAUAUAUAUAUAUAUAGGUUGUUUAGUUGAGUAUUAAGUGUCUGAAUGGUUGUAUAAACUUGUUUGUUAGUUUAGUUCGUUGAAGUCUGGAGGGAAAGCAGGUGGAUGGAUUAAAGAAGAAAUGAACGGCAGAGAUAAGUUCAUCAGAUCAUGACUCAGCAUCGGUUGGUUUAAAAGCUUUGAACAGUGUAUUUUCAGAAAUUAAUUAUGAAUGAAUAACUGAUUUUUGUGCUUUCCCUUUCA